Messenger RNA from Entrophospora candida, 202 nucleotides. NCBI's taxonomy places the organism in Eukaryota, Fungi, Glomeromycota, Glomeromycetes, Entrophosporales, Entrophosporaceae. The record is from the annotation of a GenBank genome assembly.
GGAAGAUGUGAGUGAAGAGAGCAAGGAAGGACCAGUCAUAUCUGUAGAAGAAGGAGGGAAAGUACUUGAAAAUGCUAAAAAAUCCUUGGAACAAGAAUUUGCUACAGAAAAAGAUGUUAAGUAUGUUAAAGAGUUAAUAAAAUGUUUAAAUAAUAUUGAAGAUAAGGCAAAACAUCAGUAUUUGUUGACAGAAUUUUGUUAA